This is a messenger RNA of Planococcus citri (citrus mealybug), 9294 nucleotides long. Its product is annotated as zinc finger protein basonuclin-2-like. Bases 1164 to 5441 code for a protein of 1425 amino acids. Gene Ontology annotation, biological process: regulation of DNA-templated transcription. Gene Ontology annotation, cellular component: nucleus. The record is from RefSeq and is a predicted model, not a curated record. NCBI's taxonomy places the organism in Eukaryota, Metazoa, Arthropoda, Insecta, Hemiptera, Pseudococcidae. The transcript has 6 exons.
GUCCCCCUAUUUUUUGCUCUGCUCUGUGUGCGUGAGUAUACUCUGGGUGUGUGUGUGUUUGUACCCAGCAGCACAGAUAUAUCGUCGUAACCCCCUAUAUCUACGCGAUACACAAAAUCUACGCUCGAACCAACAUGAGCCAGAGCCGGCCAGUUUCCGUGUGACAUCCCGUUCGGUUUGUUGGCCUUCUUCUUCCACUUUUAGUACGUCUUUUCCUUCGUCUUCUCUGUGAAAUUCGCUACUCGUCGUGUACCUAUCAUUUUACUAUACUAUAAGGGAUCGCCACCAAUUUUCUCCAGCAGCGUUAUAGCUAUAGUUGCGCGCGUUCUCCGCUUGAUACCUCCGCCAUAGUCAGCUACUGGUAUUGCUGAUGUCGCUGUGUCCUCCCAUUGUCCGCAGCGUCGCAGAUGCCGCGGCACGACUUCUUCAUACUGUCGCGUUCAUCUUCUUCGUCGUGGUUGGUGCUGCUGUUGGCGGCGCACACAAAGUUUAGAAGGUGCUCGAGUGCCACUUUGCUGUGCUGGUGCAAGUUUUCUUUUUUUCACAGUUGACAGUGUCAUCGCGAGUGGCUCUUUUUUAAUUUUUCUUUCGUCCAAUGCUUCGAUUGUGAUGGCUUUCUAGUGUCGUGCUGAUGUCCACCAAUGUCACCUGUACAAAAAUAUUAAUAUUAUUUGCGCGAUUAUACCAUGUGAUGUUGUGUCGUUUUUUUCGCCCAAUCACCGUUAACCUGCUAAUGCUAUAGAUACCUACCUAUACCUACGAUAUCAUAUCCAAAUCAUUCGAUACCAAAUUCGCGCGCCCUAUUGUGCCAUUCCAUCGUCAUCGUCGUCGUCGACGUCGCACGUAUCGAUUGACCUACUAAAAAUAUCCUCCUCACACAGCACGCUGUUGCGACCCAUGCACAUAAUCGUUCGCGUGAAAAUUCUUCUCGAUUCCAAUUCCGAUUUUUUUCUUGACUCGAAUCGAUGAUGCGAAAUCCAUAAUGGAUUAUGCUAGAACUUUAUCCAGCUACGGAUCAGAAGGAAUGGGAAAUGUCGUACACCUGUAGUGAUGCAUUCGUCAAUAUUAUGAAGCUCAAGAUAUCGUCAAUUAGUUAGUCCUAUAUUGGUUUGUGACGUUGUCACACAGAUUAAACGCGAGUAGAUUUUUACAAUACAGUCUCGAUGCUGGAAAAUGCUGUCAAAUUAUCCGAUGCUACAAUGAAGCAUUAUCUAGAGCCGUUUUAUAGUGAUAAUCGCGUGAAAGAUGAUUGGGCAAGAGGUGGCGGGAUGAACAUUCCACGCAUGCGCAGACCGGAGGACCAGUCAGCAACUGCUGGACUAAUGAUGGAGGUGUGGGCCUCAGUGGCAUCGUGGUUUCUCAAACCGGAAGCGAAUAAUCUGCUGUCAACGACUUGUUCCUCCAACAGCAAUGUUACCAAUUCCACAGUCAGCAAUAACGUCAAGAACAGCAGCAAUUGCAGAAUUUCGUCAGAUCUUCCGCUAUCGUUCGGACCGACAAUUUGCACGGCUAUCAGAUGCACUGUACCAGGCUGCAAUUGCGAAUGUUUUACUCCGGGUAAAUUGCACAUACGAUAUUGUGAAAGCUGUUCGCACGGAUGGGUUCCUCAUGCUCUAGAUAAACUUGGAUUUCAACCAAUCUUCGGCCAAACUCCGGUAGAACCAGUGCAACCAAAUGUGGCAUUUGAUAUCGCCAGCCUAGUCCUUUAUGGUUGUCAAGCGUUGCCGAUCAGAUUGAAAAUUUUAUUAGACAGAUUAUUCAGUGUUUUACAAAAAGAUGAAGUCACGCAGAUUUUAAGAGGGUUUGGAUGGAGUCAUGAAGAUUACGUUAGAGGAUAUAUUUUACAAGAAGCCCACGGAGCCGUGCUAGACCGCUGGAACAUCUGCAGUCAAGAAGAAGAACCACUGGUGCUGCAACAAUUCCUAAGAUUCGGCGAAACUCGCGCCAUCACUCAACAACUGCUGCUACACGGUUUAGGCGAUCUGCGACACGUGCCGCGAGUCGAGGCCGAUUUCAAGAAAAUGGUCGAGAAAAGCAUAUCGAAAGGUUUAACCUCUUCUUCGUCUUCUUCGUCCAAACACCACCACCAUCAUCAUCACGAAGACGGUCGUUCGUCUUCGAAAUCUUCAUCUUCUCAAAACACCCAUCAUAGCUCGUCGUCGUCUUCGUCUGCCAAUAAGAUUCGCAACCAUCAGUCGUCGCCGCCGUCGAAUUUGUCUCCUUCGUUGUUACCGCCGCCUCCGCAUCUCGGAGGCAAAUACCCUCUGUUGCCGCCUCCGCCACCGCAUCCGUCGUCGUCGCCGCAACACCACCACCAUCAUCAUCGAGAUCAACAGCAUCGAGAUCGAGGAGAUCAUCAGCAACGAGGAGAUCAACGAGACCAUCGAGAUCAUCGAGACCAUCAUCAGCCACAGCCGAAACACUCUUCUUCUUUGAAUUUUGUAAAAUUACCUCAAACCGGUCUCACUUGUACGCCGAUAUCGUCGUCAAACGGUCCAUCGUCUUCGCCGCCCAGCAGCACUGCCAACGCGGUUGCCAACAUGUCGCCGUUGAACAAGCUGCAGAACAUGCAGCCUUUCGAUUUUCGUAAAAUCGCCAGCGGCGUGUUCCCUUCGUCGACGAAACCGUCGAUGCCGCCCGCAUCUGUGGCGUCGUCCGGAUCCGAACGUCGGCGUCCGUCGGAAGCUUCUUCAGAUACUAGUCAAACCGGAUUGAAUUUAUGCGUCACUAGUCCGUCACCAUUAUUACCACCGCCUCCGUCAUCCGUGUCUGCGGCAUCUCUGUCGAUACCGCCGACCAUGGGAAUCAACUCGACGUACGGUUCGUCCGGUCUAGCCGGAUGUAAAUCGCCGGCAACUAGCGAUUUCCUCAGCAAAGGCAGCAGCGAAUUCGGCUCCGAGGAUGGAGACGACGAAGAGGAGAGCUCGCAAAGCGCGCUCAAUCUGAGUAAAGACGCGGCCGCCGCCGCUGCUGCAGCAGCCGCAGUAGCUGCCGGUGUCCAUCAUCGUAUGCCGCGUCAACGUCACCCUCAUUCGAGGAAAACAUCGACGCCGAUCAAACGUUCGUGGGGAUCGUCGAAUCUGCCGCUGAAUCUGGGCACGCAGCUUAUAAAUCCGCAAACUGGCAAGAAACGCGUCCAGUGCAACGUGUGCUUGAAAACGUUCUGUGAUAAAGGCGCGCUGAAGAUACAUUUCAGCGCGGUGCAUCUUCGCGAAAUGCACAAGUGCACCGUCGAAGGAUGCAACAUGAUGUUCAGCUCGCGUCGCUCGCGCAAUCGUCACAGCGCCAAUCCGAAUCCGAAACUGCAUUCGCCUCAUCUGCGUCGCAAGAUCUCGCCUCACGACGGCCGCAGCGCUCAAGCGCAUCCGAUCCUCAUACCGCCGCUGCAAGCUGGCCUGAAUCCGUUGACCUUCGGCACGUUCCCGUUGCUGACUCCGCCCGAUUUGAGGCAUUCGCUCAGCGGCCUCGACCUCAAACAGGGCUUCGAGUUCGGUAGCAUGAAGGACAUGAAGUUCGAAAUGUCCUCCGAUAACCAAGACGACUACAUGAUGGACGAUGACGACGAAGACGGCAUUGUCGUUGACGGCGCCGGAGUCGACGACGACGAAAACGAUUCCGAAACCAACAGCGGAGUCGACGGCAAAGCCGGAUCUACCAAAUCCAAACGCACCAAGAUGUCCGAAUCCGAUAUGGACGAAGACGGUGUCAGCAAUACGGAUAGCAACGAAUCCAUCACCUUAUCCGAUCACCAGCCAGUCAAAGAAGAAAACGAUCUAGCAUCGAAAAACGUCCACAAACGUAAAAGUCAGAAACCAACUCGCUGCACGCUUCGAACUGUUCCCAGCGACGACGACAUGUUAUCCGAUGACUACUCCAACGAGAUGAUUUUCGGCGGAGCUAACGCCGCCGCAGCUGCAGCAGCCGUAGCAGCGGCUCUGGCUCCGAAACUAGACCAAGAAAAAGAAUGGGAUCUGAGUAAAUCGUCCGUCAAAGUCAAACCUGCCGAAAUCGUCGAGUCACGACCCAGCAUCGAUACCGAAAUGACCACCGAUUCGACCACAUUCGACGACAAUAACGUUAAAAUCGAGAACAACUCUAAACACCAAUCAGGCGACGAAGAAGAGUUCGACGAACCAGAAGCUGACGACAUCGAAGACGCUACCGCUGGCACAGAAUGUCUCAACUUGAGUCGAAAAAACUCUCGUAAAGAAUCGGGCGAUGUAGUGAUCGACGCUUCUGCCGUUUCCGAAUCCAAAGAAACCAAAAAAGAACCACUAUCUCAAGACGAUACGUCUUGUAAAUCGGAACGAGAAGAAUCACCGGAUCACAAAUCAGCAGAUACGACGAUAAAACGCGAAUCUCCGGCACCAGAGACCGAUAAAUCAUCCCGUCGUUCGUCGUCCGAUUCGUUCAUAGGUAAACGUAAAUACUGCGAUGAGCCGGACAAAAACGAGAACUACGAUCGAGAACCGCUCAAUUUCGCGAUGGAUACCGAAGAUCCCUCUAGUCCGGGCCGAUCGCCGAAUCACGAGUCUUCGGCAUCGACCGCCAGCUGCGACUCAGCCGAUGAGAAUAGCGAGAAUCAUGUCUACGGUCAAUACGAUGAAGACGACGGUGCUUUCCUCAAUUCGAUGGAUAUCCCUUUGGAUAAAGAUAACCCCCGCAAAUGCACAGCUUGCGGUAAAGUCUUUCAGAACCAUUUCGGCGUCAAAACGCAUUUCCAAAACGUACACCUCAAGCUGAUGCACAAAUGCGUCAUCGAAGGCUGCAACGCCGCUUUCCCCUCGAAACGCAGCCGGGAUCGGCAUAGCAAUAACUCCAACCUGCAUCGUAAACUGCUCUCGACGACGGACAGCAAAACACCUCCAUUCUUGCCCGACAGUCCUCCAUUCAGUGGCUCUGGUGUAGGAUCCAAUCCUGGCCUCCAUAACGAUUUCCUCUCCAGACUGUACAGCGACUGCGGAGCACCUCCGGUACCUCCUCCACCUCCGACCACCACAACAAACGGCGAUCUCCUCAGCGCCGCUCACCAAUCGCUACUGAUACCACCACUCGGAGCGUUACCAUUCCCUGGCUUGAAUCCAUUCGCCGCAGCUGCUGCAGCCCACUUGCCCGUUCUGAACGGCAAAUCAGGCAAUGGAGGAGCAGCCGGAGGCGACGAUUCGCGUCACAGUCCGUCCAAAUCGCCUCGUCUGCUCGUCUAUAACAUAGAAGAGGAUAUGCCGACACCUGAUCAAGAUAACGUAUUUCAUUGUAGAUUUUGCUCAAAACCGUUUACCGAGACCGUGGUGCUCAAAGAUCACUACGAACGUAACCAUCUGAACGAAAUGUACCGAUGUAAGGUGCCCGGCUGCUUCAGAGUCUUCAGUUCGCGUACCAAACGCAAUAUCCAUAGCGAAAACAGACUAAUACACGGUAAGGAAAUGAUGACGGCGUCAUGACCCAACGCUUAUUAUCUAUUGCCACCCCAAUGGUGGUAAAUAGAACGUGCGUGUGUAUCUGUCUCUGUGUAACUUCACUUUUGCUAUAUAUCUACGCUUAUUGACGAAAAUCCAAAUCGACCACCCUCUCAGUAUAUAGAAAAUACCUGUACAAGACCUAAUACAUCUCUCCUCAUCCUCGACCAUCAUCUCCAUCGUCGUUGUAUUAAAACAAAUAGCCCGAAGAAAAAUCAUCGAGAAACGUGAAGCUCGUAAAUAAAUAAUCUAUACGGUUAAUUAUUUGUACGUUCAUAGGUCUACAGGUAGACAUAGUUACAUCACAUAUGUACACCGCGAUCAUACGUAUACAACCAAAGCGUAGUAUUCUUUAAUUGAAAAUCGUUUGUUCGGUUUUAAUCUCUCUUUUUUGUUCGAUUUUAUGUUACGAUAUACUUGUUUUUUCUCUCCUUCUCUCUUUUCAAUUGUCCUCUUCUUUCUUAUACGGUUUAUUUUUAUGACUCUUGUUUCUAUUUUUUAAAACGCUUAAAUACCAAUAUUCAUUUUAUUUACUCGUACCUACUUGGUCGAAUGUAUUGCAUUGUGCAAUACUUCGCAUGUUGCAUUUAUUUACUAUACGUAGGGAAAUUUAUAGUAGAUUUUUUGGAAGAAGAUUCUUUUAUUUUUAUACCUGUCAAAGUAUUUUUAUUUCACAUUUCUGAGUUAACAAAACCCUCGGUUACUUUCAUUUGCACAUUUUACUUCAAUUUUUAAAAUUGAAAAUUCAACUCAUUCUGAUCCGAGCCUCAUGAUAAAUAGAUUUUUCAUUCUCAUCAGCUAAUUUUAUACCUCAGGUUUAAGUCUGUACCUACUUUUUCUCGUUUGUGACAAGUAAUUACCGUAAUUUUACUGAAUUACACGUAAUUACUACUCUAAACCGUGCAUUCUGAGUGGUAUUUCGGUAAAUUACAGGUAAUUACUGAUAGCAGAUAUUUACCAGAAUUUCAGUUCAUGACGGGUCAUUACCAAACUUGAGUUAAUUACAGGUAAUUACCCAAAUUUUGGUAAAUUACCGGUUUUUACCCAAUUUUUGGUGAAUUACUGGUAAUUACCAAAAAUUUGGGUAAAUUACUGGUAAUUACACAAAUUUUAGUAAAUCUAUAAUGAUUACCCAAUUUUGGUAAAUUACCGAUUUUUACCCAACUUUUGGUAAAUUACCGGUUUUUACCCAACUUUUGGUAAAUUACCGGUUUUUACCCAACUUUUGGUAAAUUACCGGUUUUUACCCAACUUUUGGUAAAUUACCGGUAAUUACCCAGUUUUUUAAAAUUUUUGGUAAUUACUCAAAUUUUGGUAAACUAAUGAUAAAUACCCUAUUUUUUUCAAAUUGCCAAUAAUUGUCCAAAUGUUGGUAAAUUACCGAUAAUUACCCUAAUUUUGGUUAAUUACUGGUAAUUACUCAAAUUUAGGUAAAUUACCAGUAAUUACGCAAAUUUUUUAGUAAAUACCAGUAAUUUACUCAUGUUGUGGUAACUACCCAAAUUUUUGUAAAUCACUGGUAUUCAUUCAAGUUUUGGUAAAUUACCAGUAAUUACCCAAAAAUUGAUUAAAUUACAGAUAAUUACCCAAAAAUUGGUUAAAUUACAGGUAAUUACCCAAAAAUUGGUUAAACUACAGGUAAUUACCAAAAUUUUGAAAAAUUAUCUGAUUCCUGAAAUUUUCAAAAAAAAAAAAAUGAGUUGAAGGUAAUUACUUAAAUGUUGAUAAAUUACAGAAAAAUUCAAAAAUUUUAAUGAAAUUCAAGUAAUUACCAAAACUUGGGUAAAUUUUGGGUAAUUACCAAUAUUUUAACAAAUUUUGAGUAAAUACCAUGAUUUUUAUAAAUUUUAUGUAAUUUACAUGUUGAUUGGGGCAAUUUGGGCGAAUUAGGGAUGAUUAUAAUAAAUUUGGAGAAUCACAUUUACUUACCAGUAAUUACCGUGACCUGGGAAAACAAGAAUUUGAAAGGGAUUUGAAAAUUGAAUAUCUAACAUAUGUAAUUACAUACCAAAAUUUCAACAAAUCUUGGGUACCUAAAUACUGGUAUUUACAGCAAAACCAAUUUUUGGACUUUUUAAAGGGGGAAAUUGGUCAUACAGGAUGUCUUUCCCACUGGUGCUGAUUAAAUUUUAAAAAAUUUCAACCACUUCUCUCUCCUCUUACUCUUCUAAACAUGAGAAUUUUUUUUUUUGAAAAUGCAACAAAAUAGGGAUAUUUGCUUCAUCAAAUCUUUGCAAUAUGAUCGAUAACAAUUUAACAUAUCAUUCACUCGGUUGAAUAAUUUUUGUAAUAAAACAAUUUUUUUGCCUUUUUUUUACCUUCCCAAACAUCUUUUCUCUAUUUUCUAUUCUAUUUUUUUCGUGUACAUAAUUAUUUUAUAAUAGGAUAAAAUAAUCAAAAUAUUGUUAAUCAAAAAAACAAAAAUUUGAAAUUCCUAGUUGGUUGUAUUUUUGGUUCGUGUAAAGAUUUUUUCUGUUCAUUUUACCUAUUGUUGUGUUAUAUUGUUACGUUACGUGUUACGUUACAUCGUAUAUACCUACGAAAUUAAUUCAUUGAAAAGUAUAUAUUUACGAGAUUUUUUUUUUGUGUAAUAAUUUAAUAUCGUAUACGUGUUGUUUUUUUCUCUUUUUUUUUUUUUUUGUUAAUGUGUACAAUUGUAAAAAAAAAACUCAAAGAAUCAAAAUAGGUUGAAAAACUUUCUUUAUUAAUUUUACGUGUGUACUUUCUCGUUUUGUUUUUGUUUUUUCUUAGACGUUAGACUGAUGUGCAUCUUACAUGUAUGUAUGUAGAUUGAAGCAUACACAUCACACGAGUAAUAUGCUUCGUUUGUAGUUUUUUUCUCUUUUGAAAUUUUAUUCUUUAAGAAAUGUUGUUAUGUUUUAAAAAAAUUUUCAACGUAUUUAUUUUCGACAGACGCGCUCUCAAGCGCGGUUCUGAGAGGAAAAUUUUGAUCUCCGAAAUUGUGUACUUAAGCAUUUUCACGAUGCCAAUUCGAUAUCUAAUAAUUUUACGAUCGUGUUUCGAAAUAUACUAAUUUCGCAGCAUCGUAUGACAAGUUGGCGUAUUGUUUAGAGAAAAAGAAAUUCUAUGUGUUAUAAGUACUCGUUGGCAUUUUAUUUUGUGUCGCUUAACGCUCUCUUUUUAUUUGUGUCUGUUUAACAGUACCUCAAAAUACUCGUUUUAGUAGCUUGGUUAUUGUAAAACGAUUUUUUGUUUUGUUUUACUGAUAUAAUUAUUUUAUACGUUGUAAGGAAACCAAAAAAAUUUGAAAAAAAAACAAUUUGGCAAGAAUUUUCGCCGAUAUAAAUUUGUGUAGUUCCAUUGUGUACAUAAUUGCCUUGUUUUUUUUCUCCCUUUGCCCCUUUCACCUUUAAAUAAAUUACGAAAAAAAAAAGAAAAAUGUAUAUGUUUGUGUAGAUGGUAGUAAAUAGUAAACGUAGUUUUAAAAAUGAACCGAAGUUACAUUUUAGUAAUAUGAAUAAUGAUAUACCUACGCGUACCUUAUGGAUUUGAUUUUUUUUUUUCUUGCCCUGUUUUAUUUUUUUCUCCCUUGUUUGUUUAUUAUUUCUUUUUCUUUUUUUUUUGUUUGUAUUAUAAAUUUUGAUGGUUAUAAAUACAAAUGCGAUUACAAUAUAUACAUACUGUAGGUAUAUAUGAUAAAUAUUACGCGAGAAUGCUAUUGUACUUUUUAAGUUAUUUUAUUUGAUGAUUACGUACGGUAAGAUUACUAUUUUAUUAUUUACCUAAUUAUUAUAUAGCUUAGGUGUUUCAAUGAAAUGUGAUGUUUAAUUAGAUUGAAAAAAAAAUUAAAAGAAUAUAUAUUUGCUGUCUGUUAAUA